This is a messenger RNA of Filobasidium floriforme, 1929 nucleotides long. RefSeq names its product ALG6, ALG8 glycosyltransferase family-domain-containing protein. The record is from RefSeq and is a predicted model, not a curated record. The coding region runs from base 1 to 1929 and encodes 642 amino acids. Gene Ontology annotation, biological process: protein N-linked glycosylation. Gene Ontology annotation, cellular component: endoplasmic reticulum membrane. Gene Ontology annotation, molecular function: dolichyl pyrophosphate Man9GlcNAc2 alpha-1,3-glucosyltransferase activity. Lineage: Eukaryota; Fungi; Basidiomycota; Tremellomycetes; Filobasidiales; Filobasidiaceae. The transcript is spliced from 9 exons.
AUGCAAGGCCAGGGCACUUCAGCUUCUCCAACACUCUCGAGAUCUUCGCCUGGAGGUUCUAGGGAUCCGUAUUCGCAUUCGUCGAGCCCGCCUAUACUCGCUCCUAUUCCCCAACGGAAUCCAUACCCUUCAUUUUCCCUGAACCCUUCAAGUCCAAAUCCGAACACGAAUUCAAAUCUCCAUCUUCAACCGCCUAACCCAGCCACAACAACGACGUCCGCAUCGUUAUCUUCCUCGUCGAUAGGCAAACCUCGAAGAUCCCAGCAUCGCCGGAUAGACGAGGCGGUGGAUACCCCUCUUCGUCGGCUUGUGCGGUAUCUCUCUGUCGACUUAGGAGCGCCUUCAUGGGCGAUCGUGUUAUUGAGUCUGGGACUGGUGGGCUUGGUGAAAUGGCUGAUAGGAUUAGGAGGAUACUCUGGUGAGUAUUCGUCACCCAGAUUCGGUGACUUCGAAGCUCAACGGUUCUGGAUGGAUCUGACGAUCAACGAGCCGUUUUCAAGGUGGUAUACCAUCGGAGGUGUUGAUGAUGGGGAUUGGUGGAGGUUAGAUUAUCCGCCAUUGACGGCGUACAUCAGUUGGGUGUUCGGCAAGAUUGGUCAUUACCUCCUCCCCCAACAUUUCGCAGGAAAGACCUCUCGCGGUGCAGAGUCUGCGACAUUAAAGACUUACAUGCGAUGGACCGUCUUGGCCCUCGAAUCGAUCUCAUGGUGGCCGGUCGUGGUAGUCUGGUGUUGGUCGGGAUGGGGAGUCGGCACGAGGAGUAAGCGGACACGGAUCGUGACAAUCCUCUCGAUCCUGCUCCAACCGUCCCUGAUUCUGAUCGACAAUGGCCACUUUCAAUACAACUCGUUCCCCCUCGCCAUGACCUUGCUCUCCGUCUACCUCUUUCAGCAGGGGAACGACCUGCUGGGCGCCGUGGCUUUCUCGGCGUCACUGUUGUUCAAGCAGAUGGGACUGUAUUGGAGUCCGGCGGUUUUCGGGUAUCUGUUGGGCAAGUGUAUCUGGGUGGGCGGGGAUGAAGGUCUGAGAUUAUUCAUCAAGAUCGGUGCCACUACGGCGACCACCUUUUUACUGGCUCUUGCGCCGUUCUUGCGACCAUUUCCUCAAACGCUCCUGAUCCUCCUGGAACGGAUUUUCCCGCUUCAACGAGGGAUCUUUGAGGACAAGGUGGCCAACUUUUGGUGUGCGAGCAAUGUCGUGCUCAAAUGGAAGAAUUGGUUUGCGGCGGGAUCCAUGGCCAAGCUUGCAACGCUGGCUACCUUGGUCGGAAUCGCUCCUACCUUAGGAAUCCUCCUAUGGACCAGCUACCGUCUCCGCUGCCGACCAUCUUCAACGGCUCCUACACCACCACAAUCGCCCUCCAUGUUGCCUCCGACCGCGGCUCUUCUUCCGCUCGCUCUUUUCACCUCGUCUAUGGCCUUCUUCCUGUUCAGCUUCCAGGUCCACGAGAAGAGCGUCCUGGUGCCGCUUCUAAGCGUUUUGAUGCUCCUCGGGGAAAAGGGCGAGGGAGAUGGGAUGAUUUGGGAUGGGAUUGUUGGAUUGCUCAACGUCGCAACUUUCAGCAUGUACCCCUUGUUGAAGCGGGAUGACCAGACUCUGCAAUACAUCGUCUGGACUCUGGGAUGGAACUACCUUGCCGGAUACAACCCUGUCAAGGUUGUCGACCUAAAAAUGAGGUGGUUUGGAUACGCUGUCUACGCGUUCAUCGUAUCGCAUCAUCUCAUGGAAGCCUUCGUGCCCCCUUCAAGCCGAUACCCUGACAUCUACCCUGUCACCAAUGUCCUCCUCUCAUUCUCUAUCUUCAGCUUGGCCUGGCUGGUAGCUUCAUGGAAGCUGCUGGAGAUGGCCGUGGGCAUGGUAGGUCUCGGAGAUCUUGGAUCAGAACGACCUGUAGCGAGCAGCGCAAAUGUAGCCAAGAAAGACAAGUAG